AUGGCUCCAAGGGACGAGCCCAAGAUUAUCGUUGCGGUACUUCUCUAUACGGAUCAGAUCUCUCAGCUUUACCGACUAUAUAAGACGUUGCUUUCCGAUGAGGGUAUUGACGCCCUUGACGGCAAAGAGGAUAUUGCCGAAGAUGUUAAGGAGAGAAUCCGGCACGCGAAGGCCAUGUUCAAGCCGGAGCGAAUUUCACUCGAUCACCCAGCCCGAAACUUCCCUUCAGGUACUCGUCUGCCUUUUUUGAGGGAAGACUCGCCCAAGAGCGGAUCAUUUGGAACGGUCUCUAAGGUAGAAGUGCACCCGGAGUACAUUGGCGACGAUGUCAAGGAGUUGAUCAAGGAAUACGCCGGAGAACCAUUGGCCCAGCCUUCAGCAGAUCAGAAAUUCUUCAUUGCACGAAAAAUGAUCCAAGGAAUAAGGGGACAAACCCUUGAAAACUCCGUUCAAAUGGAGCGAGACUUUCUCGAUGUGAUCCGUCAGCAGAAAGAAGGCAAAGAAAAUCUGAUAGAUUUGAUUGCUUUCUACACUUUUGGAGACGAAAUCAACAUGCUCUUUCCUUAUGUGGCACUGAACCUCCAUGAUUUACUCUAUCAUGGCCAGCUUCCACGAAAUUAUGACACCCACAAGCAAUUUCCUGACGAUUGGAUCAGUUCAGGUAUUAGAGGUAUGGCUCAAGGCUUGUGCACAAUUCACCAUCCGCAAAUCGCUGUGGGUAAUGACAGGGAGAUCGUUGGUUUUCACUUUGAUCUCAAACCGAGGAACGUCCUCAUCACCUGGGACGGGACAUUCAAAAUUACUGACUUUGGGCAAGCGCUCAUCAAGGUCGUCCGCAUUGGAAUAGAGCAACACGGAGAGGACGGCUAUCGUGGAGGGGAUCCGGAAUACGCUCCUCCUGAGUCGAUGCCGACUCGUCACCUCGUCGAAUCUCGUUAUGUGAGCCACACCAGCCCUACGACAAAUGGGCGCCCUGGCUCUCGCGAUCUAUUCAAAUAUGACAUCUGGUCUCUAGCUUGCAUCAUGGUCCAAUUAUAUACUUAUCUAUGCCUUGGUAAAGUUGAAUCAGUGGUAAGGUUCGACGAGGAUCGCAGAAUGCGUGCCCCUGGAAGCGAGGUGGCCCCAUAUCACAUUGAUGGAAUGGAUGGGCCGGAGCUCAAUCCGGCGGUGGCAACGCAACUCGACAAGAUUUCGGCUUACAGCUUGAGCGUCGAAUCGCCAGCUUUACACACCUACAUGGAAGGGCUUGUUACAACAAUGUCCCAAAUGCUCGAAAUCAAUCCAUCCGACCGACCUACGUCUGGUGAAGUGGCGGAGCGCCUUACGGUGCUUGUGAAUGAUUACCAAGCGGCGAGGAACGACCCAAGCGGUGUACUUCUAGCGGCCAACAAUGACGACCUCCGAGACAUCCCUAAAAGCUAUGUCGAGGUUGCAAUGGAUACAAACGGCACAUCUUUCGUAGCAUUGGAAGGUGUUCGCAUUGCAAGUCCCGAUUCUCCUCAGAAUGCGGGACUCCCGUGCAGAUUGAGACUGUUUCACCAGAAGGGUGGGUUUUGGAUGAAGAUCUGGUUUAAGAGAGCCUCUAAACUGGAGAUCGUGUCCAAAAGGCUACCCGAGGAAGAAGUUCGAUUGAUUCAUUCAGCGCUUCUUGAUGGCGGAGACCGUGGUCACUGUCGAAUUUUGAGACUGGGUGCUGACGGCUUUGAGACAGAUUUGUACUUUGAAAAUGGACUGGUCGACUUCCACGCGGCCAUCGUCCAGUACAUUCCUCAAUCGUUUGGCAUCGUCGGCGGCGAGCCUCAAGAUGAGAUGCGGCAAUGCUACAGCCUGAGGCACCCUGUCACCGUCUCGGCGAGGCGAGAGUUCCCCAGAGACCUGGCGAAAAUUCGGGACGGCAUCGAAGCAACUUCGGUUCAAAACUGGAUUUCGGUGCAAAAGUGGAAAGCACGGCGACUGACUUACGUGGAUGGGAGACAUGGACCUCAGCGUGAUAUCGGGCUCAGGCUCAUGAUAUUCUUCCAUAACCCUGCGGCAGUCUUGCAAAUACCGCUCAGAUCACGCCUGGGCAAAGUAGAAGUGGAACGUCGAGGCGCUACCACCGCGAUGACAUUCCGCGGUCUCUCCAGGGAGAAGUUCUUCACAUACGUGGAAAAGCUCGAGAGCGGCAUGGAUCGUCAUCUUUGGUUGCCAAUUGGACCGGCACACUAUCCUGUGGGCAAUGCUUACAGGCAAGGGGACAAUAACACUUGGGAAGUGAGACUUGAGACGAAAUAUGAAGAAGGUGGGAUCCCUCCAGUUUAG
Molecule: messenger RNA, 2301 nt
Organism: Cladophialophora psammophila CBS 110553
Lineage: Eukaryota; Fungi; Ascomycota; Eurotiomycetes; Chaetothyriales; Herpotrichiellaceae
Product: serine/threonine protein kinase
Exons: 2
Coding region: 1-2301 (766 amino acids)
Biological process (GO): protein phosphorylation
Molecular function (GO): ATP binding; protein kinase activity
Source: RefSeq, a predicted model, not a curated record